Messenger RNA from Rotaria sp. Silwood2, 1281 nucleotides. Lineage: Eukaryota; Metazoa; Rotifera; Eurotatoria; Philodinida; Philodinidae. The record is from the annotation of a GenBank genome assembly.
AUGAAGUUACAUUGGUUCCUAUUCUCAGCUAUUUAUCUAUUUGGCCUUUGUAAACCAACUCAAGGUUUAUUUGAUGGUCUAUCUCUUCAAGAUUAUAUUGAUAAUUUCGUUGAUGCUGCUAAAUUUAAAUUAAAUGGUAUGUUAAGUCUUAAUGAUUCAACUGUUAGUCGUAUAUGGUCUUAUUUUAAAUCAAAAUAUGGUCGUGCUUAUGCAUCAUUUGAUGAAGAAAAGCAACGUUUUCGUAUAUUUCAAGAUCAUCUUAAAUAUGUUCUUGAAUCAAAUCUAGAAAAAUUACGAACAUUUCAAUUAGAAUUAAAUGAAUUUGCUGAUUGGACAAUAGAAGAAUUUAAUGCAUUAAAAAAGGGUCUUAUUCCAUCAACUAAUUUACGACGACAUGUUUUUUAUGAUGAUAGUAAUGAUGAAGAUUCAGUUCGUCGUAGUUUAAAUAAACUUUAUCAACAUCAUAAUUAUUUACAACGAUUAAAACGAAGUAUGAUUUAUCGAAAACAUAAUGAAAAAUAUAAUAACAGACGUGGAUUUACUGAUUGGCUUUGGAAUUUAAUCACUCCUGAUACAAAUAAUAAUAAUAAUGUUAGUCCUCAAUCAACUAGUUCAUUUGAUUGGCGUAAUAAAAAUGUUGUUGGUAGUGUUAAAGAUCAACUUAAAUGUGGAUGUUGUUAUGCAUUUGCUACUGCAUCCGUAUUAGAAUCACUUUAUGCUAUAAAAACAAAUUCAAAAAAUGUUAUUGAAUUAAGUCCACAACAAAUAACUGAUUGUUCAAGUAAUGGUAAUAUAGGUUGUGAUGGUGGAAAUUUUCCACCAAGUAUUCGUUAUAUAUUAGGACAAGGUAGUAAAUUAGCUACACUUGCAUCUUAUCCAUAUGCAGGAAAAAAACAAACAUGUAAAACAAGUGGAAUUAAUGAAGUAAAUCUUGGUAAUAUUCAAUACGGAGCGAUUCCAGAAGGUAAUGAAAAAACGAUGGCUGCAGCACUCGUUAAUUAUGGACCUUUAUUUAUUGGUCUUGAUGCAGAUUCAAAAUUAUUUAUGUUUUAUAAAUCUGGUGUACUUAAUAUAAAUAAUUGUCCAACUCGUCGACAAGAUAUGGAUCAUGCUAUGGUUGUUGUUGGCUAUGGUUAUGAUAGUGCACUUCAAAUGCCUUAUUGGAUAAUAAAAAACUCUUGGGCACAAAAAUGGGGUGAAAAUGGCUAUCUUCGUUUAGCAAAAGAUAAAGGAAAUAUGUGUGGUAUUGCUUCAAUGGCUUAUUAUGCAAAAUUAACUUAA